This is a messenger RNA of Peronospora belbahrii, 1311 nucleotides long. The record is from the annotation of a GenBank genome assembly. NCBI's taxonomy places the organism in Eukaryota, Oomycota, Peronosporomycetes, Peronosporales, Peronosporaceae.
AUGAAGUUUGUUCUUCGUUAUAGUGCGUCCUUCAUAGACCGCACACGUCAAUAUAGUAGUUUACGUGAACAGGCUGUACGUGUGAUGACCGAUAAAAUUCGUACAAAUUUAGAGACAAACUCAAACCUGUGGCUCAGUGCUUCGGUUAUGGAUGAACCGACUGUCUCUAUUUUAGAUCCAGCACCUGGCUAUGCACUCACAAGUCGGCACUCGAAACUGUAUCCGAAUCUUAGUCUAGACUUUAACAAAUCUAUCACGGAUGUGAAUGUAUCACUUGCUUAUCUAUCAACAGAUCCAAGCACAUUAGUCGAUCCAUUUGAGCUCGUGGAACAAGAUAUGGUGAACGUUACAAACAGUAUCAAGCGUAUCUUGGGUUCAGAUCAUCCCGUACUAGCAGCAGUCGCACGAUAUUUUUUUGAACAUGAUGGUGGCAAGAAAGUGCGCCCGACGAUGGUCUUACUAAUGGCACGGGCUGCAGAAGCCCAUCGUCGUGCCAUUGGUACUCCAUUACCAGAGACACAGUCGGAAGAAUAUACGCAUGCAGCACAACAGCGACUGGCUGAGAUUACUGAAAUGAUCCACACGGCGAGUUUAAUGCACGACGACGUGAUUGAUGAGGCCGAUACACGCCGUGGUCGUCCAUCUGUCAACAAAAUAUUUGGUGCCAAAAUGGCUGUACUAGCUGGUGACUUUCUGCUGGCGCGUUCGUCGGUGUCACUCGCUCGCCUACGUAACUUGGAAGCCGUUGAACUCAUGUCUACAACAAUUGAGCAUCUGGUGAAGGGUGAGGUCAUGCAGAUGAAAAACGCUGAUGCUCGUGACGAUAUUUCUCCAUUUGAAUACUACCUGCGCAAGAACUACUACAAGACAGGUUCCCUCAUGUCCAACAGUUGUAAGGCUGCGCUGGCACUCGGUAAACACGACCAGCACAUUUGCGAUCUCGGCUUUGCGUUUGGUCGCCACAUUGGUCUUGCCUUUCAGCUGAUCGACGAUGUUUUGGACUAUGAGGGCGUGAACACGGGUAAGCCAUUGCUGGCCGACCUUAAGGCUUGUCUGUCAACGGCUCCACUGCUACUCGCACAAGAGGAAUUUCCAAUUUUGCAUAAGCUAUCCAAGCGAAACUUUGCCAAGGACGGCGACAUUGAAAUGGCUAGUGAACUGGUAGAGAAGAGCACAGGUAUCGCACGAUCAAAGUCGCUAGCUAUUGAUCAAGCAGAGUUAGCCGCUCAAGUAGCCAUGCAAUUUACUCCUUCACCCGAGCGGGAUGCCAUGGUGCGACUAGCGCAAAUGGUCGUGUACCGGUCCAAAUAG